Molecule: messenger RNA, 10241 nt
Organism: Heteronotia binoei (common prickly gecko)
Lineage: Eukaryota; Metazoa; Chordata; Lepidosauria; Squamata; Gekkonidae
Gene: PIEZO2
Product: piezo type mechanosensitive ion channel component 2
Exons: 55
Coding region: 501-9011 (2836 amino acids)
Biological process (GO): regulation of membrane potential; cellular response to mechanical stimulus; detection of mechanical stimulus
Cellular component (GO): plasma membrane
Molecular function (GO): mechanosensitive monoatomic ion channel activity; monoatomic cation channel activity
Source: RefSeq, a predicted model, not a curated record
CUUCGGAUGCUCUGGCCAUGCGUCUCGUGUAAGUGCCGGGCAUCGCUUGGCCCGGUGGCUUGCCUUGGACCACGUUGCUUGGGGCCGGAGUGGCGGCUGUUGUAAUGUCUGGGAAUCUCGCUCGUCAACUCUUAGGUUACAGAGCAAGCGCGGGCUAGGCAGCUCCGGGUGAGGACUUGAAGGCUGCCGAGGCAGCGUUUCCAUGCCAGGGCAAAGAGGGGCUCCAACAAACAGCCUCAAACAUCUCCAGCGGCGACGGAGCGUCUUGAGCUGAAACCGCCGCGGAGCUUCACUUUGCCUCGGAUUUUAUGGGACCGGCUGCUCCGGGGAUGUCGAGGGGCUUCUGACAAGCGAUCGGCGUAGAGAAAAUGCUCUCUUGCCCCAGCCCUCGACCAGGGUGGACCUAAAAGUGAUGACUUGGUGCCUGCUGUAGCAGCAGCAGCAGCAGCGCUGCUUUCCUUUGUUCCCCUCGCGACUAAGCUUGCUCCGAUCUUCUAGCGAUGGCAACAGAAGUGGUGUGUGGAUUGAUCUUCAGACUACUACUUCCCAUCUGUCUAGUCACUGCAUGUGCAUUCCGCUACAAUGGGCUUUCAUUUGUCUACCUCAUCUACCUCCUGCUCAUUCCUCUCUUCUCUGAACCUACAAAAACAACAAUGCAAGGUCAUACAGGACGAUUACUAAAAUCCCUGUGUUUCAUGAGUCUAACGUUUCUGCUUCUGCACAUUAUCUUUCAAAUCACAAUAAACAGCCUUGAAGCCCAGAGAACCAUUGAACCUGGCUAUCAUUGUUUGACAUGGGAAAAAACACUACGGCAGAUUGGUUUUGAAAGUGUUAAAGGGGCAGAUGCUGGCAAUGCCAUUAGAAUUUUUGUUCCUGAUAUCGGUAUGUUCAUUGCCAGUCUGACUAUAUGGCUAGUCUGCAGAAAUAUCAUUCAGAAGGCAGCACAAGAGGAUUCUGGAUUGUACAAUGAGCAGUUUGAUGGAGAAGAAAUGAAUGAAGGAGAGGGAAUAGAGGCAGAAGAUGCAUUAAUAUAUGAAGAUUUUGAUGAUGCAGAAUGUGGGGAAGAAGAAGAAACAACAAAAUUAAAAUUGUUACGACGAAUUGCCUCAAUAGCUUCCAAAAUCAAGGAAAUUAUUGGGAAUGUUAUAACCACAGCUGGAAAAGUUGUUGUUACAAUUUUACUUGGUUCAACAGGAAUGAUGUUGCCAUCACUGACCUCAGCUGUAUAUUUCUUUGUAUUCUUGGGGUUGUGUACGUGGUGGUCCUGUUGCCGAGGAUUUGAUCCGCUGAUAUUCAGCUGUCUCUGUGUACUAAUGGCUAUAUUUAGUGCAGGCCACUUAAUUGGACUUUACCUGUAUCAGUUACAAUUUUUCCAGGAAAUUAUUCCCCCCGAUGACUUCUAUGCCAGGUUAUUUGGUGUGAGUUCAAUUAUUCAGACCAACUGCUCAAGCACUUGGAAAAUUAUCACCAACCAAAAGUUGGUCUGGUAUCACCAUGUCAACCCCAUCUUGCUGCUAAUAUUGUACUACACCCUAGCAACUCUCAUUCGACUUUGGCUACAUGAACCCAUUGAACAGCAUGUACCUGAUGAUGACAAAUCUGAUAACAGAGAUGAAGAAACAGAUUGCAGACUUACAAUGACUGCAGAUACAAGACGCAUCUUGUGGCACAAAAGUCGCUACCCAACUGAUGAAGAACCUCUAUCAAUGACUGAAGUUGAACACAAGCCAGCUGAUGUGCUGAUGGUGACAGUGAAUGGUACACCUGUUAAUUAUCUCAUGCCCAUAGAAAAUGGGCCUGCCAAAGGAGAUAUGUACUCAACACCACAGUACAAGUGGGAACCAUCAGAUGAUGGCUCAGAAAAGAAAGAUGAGGAGGAUGAAGAAGAAAAUAUUGAAGAAAAAAAUGCUAAAGUUCAUGCUAUGGUCACAGUUUUCCAUUUUAUUAUGAAACAAAGUUAUGUCUGUGCUUUAAUUGCUAUGAUGGCCUGGAGUAUUACUUACCAUAGCUGGUUAACAUUUAUAUUGUUGAUAUGGUCCUGCAUACUUUGGAUGUUGCGUGACCGAAGGAAAUAUGCUAUGAUCAGUUCUCCUUUUAUGGUGGCUUAUGGAAAUUUGUUAUUAACAUUCCAAUAUAUAUGGAGCAUUGAAAUGAAUAAUAAUGAACUCCCUGAAGUUUCAGGAUUUUUUGAACGGAAAGAUCCUGGUGAAUUAGCAUCAAAGGUUCUUUUUGAGAUUACUUUCUGGCUAUUGCUUAGACAACACCUCACUGAGCGAAAAGCUUUGCAGUUAAAGGAAGCUGUUUUAUCUGAGAUCAAAGUAGAAGAUGAAGAGAGCGAAGAGAAAGAAGAGGAAUCCCAAGAAAGCGGAGAGGAAUCCCAAGAAAGCAAAGAGGACUCCCAAAAAAGUGAAGAGGAAUCACAGAAAGAUGAAGAAUGUAAAAAGGAAGAAGAUGAGGAAUGUGAGGAAGAUGAGGAAGAUGUAAUGAAAGUCUUGGGAAAUAUGGUGAUGGCUAUGUUUGUUAAGUACUGGAUUUACGUCCUUGGAGGAAUGUUCUUCUUUGUCAGCUUUGAAGGAACAAUUGUCAUGUACAAAAUCAUCUACAUGGUGCUCUUCUUGUUCUGUGUAGCCCUGUAUCAGGUGCACUAUGAAUGGUGGCGGCGAAUUCUGAAAUAUUUUUGGAUAUCGGUGGUGGUUUACACAAUGCUAGUGCUUGUCCUCAUCUACACAUUUCAGUUUGAGUCAUUUCCUGGAUUGUGGAGAAACAUGACAGGGAUGAAUGAUGCACAACUAAAGGAUCUUGGGUUGAGAAAGUUUUCUGUCACAGAGCUUUUCACCCGCAUCUUUAUUCCAACCUCCUUUUUGUUGGUGUGUAUAUUACACCUGCAUUACUUCCAUGAUCGUUUCCUCCAGCUUACAGACUUAAAAGCUGUAACCAGCAAACAGGACAGCACCAUCUACAGCCACGCCAAAGUCAAUGGUCGUGUUUAUCUAAUAAUAAAUAGGCUGGUGCACCAAGAGAGCCUGCCUGAUUUAACAAUGAUGAAUUUAGAUGCCAGCAUUGAAAAGGAAGAGGAUAGAAUGUUGCCAGAGCAGGAAGAAAAAGGAAUGGAAGAAGAGAGAGAGAAGGAAGAGGAUGAAGGCAAGAGUGAAAAAGCAGAAGAAGAAGAUGAUGACGACGAUGAUGAAUCAGAGACAGAAGAAAUAUCAGAUUUAAAGAACAAGUGGCAUUUGGUGAUUGAUCGCCUUACAGUGCUUUUCUUGAAAUUCCUGGAAUACUUUCAUAAACUGCAAGUCUUCAUCUGGUGGCUUUUGGAGCUACAUAUUAUCAAAAUUGUUUCAUCAUACAUUAUAUGGGUCACAAUAAAAGAGGUUUCUCUACUUAACUACGUGUUUUUGAUUGCCUGGGCUUUUGCUUUGCCAUAUUCCCAGUUCCGUCCAUUGGCAUCCAGUGUCUGCACUGUUUGGACCUGUGUGAUUGUUGUCUGCAAAAUGUUGUACCAGCUGGAAACUAUUGAGCCUUAUAAAUACUCUUCGAACUGCACAAUGCCUGAAAACAGAACUGAGGACGAAAGAAAAAUUCUGAAUAACUCCACUCUCUACAAAGGCCCGAUUGAUCCAUCUGAAUGGGUUGGGUUAAGAAAGUCACCUGAUUCUCUGCUUGUAUACUUGAGGAAUAAUCUGCUGAUGCUGGCAAUUUUGGCCUUUGAGGUUACUGUCUACCGACAUCAAGAAUACUAUAGAUGUCGAAACAAUCUCACUGCACCUGAAACCAAAACCAUUUUUCAUGAUAUAACUAGAUUACAUUUGGAUGAUGGAAUAAUUAACUGUCUCAAGUACUUCGUAAACUACUUCUUCUACAAGUUUGGUUUGGAGACCUGUUUCCUCUUAUCAAUAAAUGCAAUUGGUCAACGAAUGGAUUUUUAUGCCAUGAUUCAUGGCCUUUCACUAAUUCUUGUGUUAUAUCGACGCAGAAGAAAAGCCAUUGCAGAGAUCUGGCCAAAAUAUUGUUGUUUUCUGGCAUGCAUUAUUACAUUCCAGUAUUUCAUUUGCAUUGGCAUUCCACCUGCUUCUUGUAAAGAUUAUCCAUGGAGGAAUGAUAAGUCCAACUUCAAUAAUAAUAUCAUCAAGUGGUUAUACUUUCCAGAUUUUAUUCAACAACCAAACCCAGUCUUUCUUGCCUAUGAUUUUAUGUUGCUGCUAUGUGCAUCCUUACAAAGGCAAACAUUUGAAGACGAGAACAAGGCUGCUGUACGUAUCAUGGCUGGAGACAAUGUGGAGAUUUGUAUGAACCUUGAGGCAGCAUCUUUUAGCCAACACAAUCCUGUCCCUGACUUUAUCCAUUGCCGUUCUUAUCUAGAUAUGUGUAAAGUGAUAACAUUCAGUUAUCUCUUCUGGUUUGUCCUCACCAUCAUAUUUAUAACGGGAACCACUCGGAUCAGUAUAUUUUGUAUGGGCUAUUUGGUGGCUUGCUUCUAUUUCCUGCUGUUUGGGGGAGAUCUGUUACUCAAGCCUAUCAGAAGCAUUCUUCGUUACUGGGACUGGCUGAUAGCAUACAAUGUGUUUGUGAUUACAAUGAAAAAUAUAUUGUCUAUAGGAGCAUGUGGUUAUGUUCGGUCAUUAAUGAAUAACAGUUGUUGGGCAAUCCAGGCAUUUAGCCUGUCUUGUACAGUUAAAGGUUAUGAUAUUCCUCCCAAUACAAAAACCUGUAAAUUACCUAGUGGGGAAGCAGGAAUUAUCUGGGACAGUAUUUGCUUUGCCUUCCUGAUGCUUCAAAGAAGAGUUUUCAUGAGUUACUACUUCCUUCAUGUAGUUGCAGAUAUUAAAGCUUCACAGAUUCUGGCAUCCAGAGGUGCUGAACUUUUCCAGGCCACCAUUGUGAAGGCUGUAAAAGCAAGAAUUGAGGAAGAGAAGAAAUCAAUGGAUCAACUGAAAAGACAAAUGGAUCGUAUCAAAGCCAGGCAACAAAAAUAUAAAAAGGGCAAAGAAAGGAUGAUGAGCAUGAACCAAGAAUCUUCUGAUGGGCAAGCAGUCCAAAAGGCUCCUGAAGAUGAUGACGACGACGAUGAUGGCGAAGGAGACAAAGAGAAAACCAAGGGCAAAAAAAAGCAGUGGUGGCGACCUUGGGUUGAUCAUGCUUCCAUGGUCAGAAGUGGAGAUUAUUAUUUAUUUGAGACGGACAGUGAAGAAGAAGAAGAGGAGGAAAAAAAGGAAGAUGAAGAACCCCCAAGAAGAUCAGCAUUUCAGAGAGCUAUUGCGAAAUUUGCUUCUGCCAUUUUAGCCUUGCCAAAGUCUGUUAUUAAACUGCCCAAAACUAUUCUUCAAUAUUUUAUCAGAGCUGCAAAGUUUGUUUAUCAGGCCUGGAUUACUGAUCCUAAAACUGCCCUCAGACAGAGGCGCAAAGAGAAGAAAAAAUUUGAAAAAGUUAGGAAACGAAGGCAGAAAGGAUCUGAGGAUGUUGCUAUAGAUAUGGAAUGUGAAGAAAAAGAGGAAUCUGUCAAAAAGAAAUCCGAUGGACCUGAUAAUAUUAUCAAAAGAAUAUAUAACAUUUUGAAGUUCACCUGGGUUCUUUUUCUGGCAACAAUAGAUAGUUUUACAGCUUGGCUGAAUUCAAUUUCAAGAGAGCACAUUGAUAUUUCCACUGUGCUAAGAAUUGAGAGAUGCAUGCUUACUAGGGAAAUCAAAAAGGGUAAUGUGCCAACUCGAGAGAGUAUACAUAUGUAUUACCAGAACCAAAUGAUGAAACUUUCUAGAGAAUCAGGACUGGAUAGAACUGAUGAAACUGGACUGGCAGCUGAGAGGACAGCAAGUCUAGAAUCAGCCCCUUCACGUGAUAGUGAAUCCAGCUGCUGCACUGAAGCAACCACACUGUUAUUAUCAAGGCAAUCAACCCUUGAUGAUAUAGAUGGACCAGACCUUAUUCCUAAAACAAGUGAGCGUGCACGACCUAGGCUUCGUAAAAUGUACAGCAUGGAUAUGUCCUCCUCAUCUGCAGACAGUGGCAGCAUCGUGUCAAGUGAGGCCACCCAAAUCACCAUGCUGUAUUCCCGUCAGGGAACAACAGAAACCAUUGAAGAAGUUGAAGGGGAGGAACAUGAAGAAGGGGCAGAAAGUGCACCAAGACAAGACCAUGAUAUGGAAGAUUAUUGUCUGGAUUCUGAAGGAGCUGCAUAUACCUCUGACACAGAUGUGCCAUCCUAUUCUGCUCUGGAUGGUAUUGCUGAACCCCCUCCCUCAUAUAGCAAAGCUGUGAGCUUGGAACUUUUCCCCUUAGAUGGUUCCCAAGAUGACUCUUCUGACAAAAACCAUAUGUUGGUGAGUCCAGAUGAACUGGAAGCUGACAAAUCAGAGGAUAAUAUACUGCCCCCAUUGACCCAUGAGCUGACUGCAAGUGAACUGCUUCUAAACAAAAUGUUUCGUGAUGAAGAACUGGAAGAGUCAGAGAAAUUCUAUACCGGUCAGCCUCGAUUUUUGCUGCUUAUUUAUGCUCUCUAUAAUACACUCGUAGCCCGUUCAGAAAUGGUGUGUUACUUCGUGAUUAUUCUUAAUCACAUGAUCUCUGCCUCCAUGAUUACCCUUGUGCUUCCUAUCCUUAUCUUCCUUUGGGCUAUGCUGUCUGUCCCAAGACCUAGCAAGCGUUUUUGGAUGACUGCUAUUGUCUACACUGAGGUGACAAUAGUUAUAAAGUAUUUCUUCCAGUUUGGCUUCUUCCCUUGGAAUGCAAAUCUUGAACUCACGAAAGAUGAACCUUACCAUCCUCCCAAUAUAAUUGGCGUUGAGAAGAAAGAGGGCUAUGUCCACUAUGAUCUUGUUCAACUACUUGCAUUGUUUUUCCACCGAUCCAUUUUAAAGUGUCAUGGAUUGUGGGAUGAAGAAGAUGGAGGAGACUUCAUCAGUAAAGAUGAUUCUGAUGAUGAGAUGGCUGAAUCAGACAGGAGAGGUUCUGCUGACUCUCUGACAUCAGUUAACUUGGCAGCAUCUGUUGAGUCUAUACAUGUCCAUUUCCCAGAGCAGCAAACGGCCAUCCAUAGGAAAAGUUCAAGCAGUGGAUCACAGCUCUCACACAGAUCCAGCUUCUCCUCACACCGGUCAAAACGAAGUAGUACCAGCACACGGAACAGCAGUCAAAAAGGGAGCAGUGUGUUGAGCAUAAAGCAAAAAUCAAGGAAAGAACUUCUUGUGGAAAAACUGCGAGAACAAUUGAUCAAAGCUAAGGCAUUUACAAUUAAAAAGACACUCCAAGUUUAUGUGCCAAUCAGACAGUUUUUCUACAACCUCAUUCACCCAGAUUACAGCGCUGUGACAGAUGUUUAUGUCCUGAUGUUCCUUGCAGACACUGUGGAUUUCAUCAUCAUUGUGUUUGGAUUCUGGGCCUUUGGGAAACACUCUGCAGCAGCAGAUAUUACGUCUUCAUUAUCAGAGGACCAAGUGCCAGAAGCCUUCUUAGUGAUGGUGCUAAUUCAGUUUGGAACCAUGGUAGUAGAUAGGGCUCUUUAUCUCAGGAAGACCGUCAUGGGAAAAGUCAUCUUCCAGGUCAUCCUUGUUUUUGGUAUACACUUUUGGAUGUUCUUUAUAUUGCCUGGAGUGACAGAUAGGAAAUUUAGCCAAAAUAUAGUUGCACAACUCUGGUAUUUUGUGAAAUGUGUUUAUUUUGGAUUAUCAGCAUAUCAGAUACGCUGUGGCUACCCAACCCGUGUUCUUGGAAAUUUCCUCACAAAAAGUUAUAAUUAUGUGAACCUCUUCUUAUUUCAAGGAUUCCGUCUGGUUCCGUUUUUGACUGAGUUGAGAGCAGUAAUGGACUGGGUUUGGACAGAUACUACAUUAAGUCUUUCUAGCUGGAUCUGUGUUGAAGAUAUUUAUGCCCAUAUAUUUAUCUUGAAGUGCUGGCGGGAGUCUGAAAAAAGAUAUCCCCAGCCAAGGGGCCAGAAGAAAAAAAAGGUUGUGAAGUAUGGAAUGGGUGGCAUGAUUGUCGUCCUGCUGAUUUGUAUUGUCUGGUUCCCACUGCUCUUCAUGUCUCUAAUCAAAUCUGUUGCAGGUGUCACAAAUAAACCUCUUGAUGUUUCCAUUACAAUAACCUUAGGAGGUUAUCAGCCUAUAUUCACAAUGAGUGCUCAGCAGAGUCAGCUCAAAGAUCUGGAUAGGGGAGAAUACAACAGAUUUAUGAAAAGUUUUUCAGAAACUGCUGCUUUGCAAUUUUUGGAAAAUUAUGGUAUUGAAGAUAUAACAGUUGCACAACUAGAAGGCAAUUCAAAUUCCUUGUGGACCAUCAGCCCUCCCAGCAGAAGGAAAAUGAUAGAUGAGCUCAACAAAACAGAUUCUCCAUUUACUCUGGUUGUUUCUUGGAGUGUUCAAAGAAACCUCUCCCUUGGAGCAAAAUCAGAAAUAGCAUCAUCUAAAGAAUCAUUUCUCCUUCCAAAUGAAACAAGAACCACCCUUGCUGCAAUGAUGGAAGGCACAACUAGUGAGAAAAAAGUGACUCUAAGAAACGUAUAUCCCCAUUACAUCAAGGCACCUAGUGAUUCUCUUGCAAAACCCUUGAAGCAACUUAUGACAGGUGGUGAAUUUACAAACAUCACCGUUUCAUUGGUCAAGAAUAAAGAUGAUAAUAACAAUAAUAAUAGUGAUGAAUUUCAUGAGUGGUGGAUUGUCAACCAGACAGACAAAAAGAUUGUGAGAGGGGAUAAGCAAGACAGCCUGGAACUUAUUGUAUUCAGUGACAAAGUUAGCCCUCCUAGCCUUGGAUUCUUGGCCGGCUAUGGUAUCAUGGGAUUAUAUGCCUCUGUUGUCCUGGUGAUAGGAAAAUUUGUGCGUGAGUUCUUUAGUGGAAUUUCCCACUCCAUAAUGUUUGAAGAGCUUCCCAAUGUGGAUCGUAUCCUGAAGUUGUGUACAGAUAUCUUCUUGGUUCGAGAGACUGGUGAACUGGAGCUGGAGGAAGAUCUAUAUGCAAAAUUAAUAUUCCUGUACCGCUCACCAGAGACUAUGAUCAAAUGGACUCGAGAAAAAACAAAUUGAUCUCUUUGUGAUUCUCCUAACAAAUCAAGAUGACUUCAUCUGAUUUUCUUUUUUUAAAAAGCACAACAUUCUCUUAAGAGCUAAACCUUUUAUAAUUGGGUGGCAAUGAAUUUUUAGUUCAUGGAGCCUAUGUGGUUGUUUCCCUCAAAAUCCAUGCUGCCUUUCAAAUCAAAGAAGAAUUUUAAAAACUAUUCUUUGUUUUCAAAUGCAACUCCUCUAACAUCAGAGCAGUUUGCUUUUCAGUUUAGUAAACAGAAUGUUUGACAUCCCAGUCUGGCUACAGUAACUCCUUGGACUUAAUUUGUGCUCUCAAGAAGGAUGGAUAUGACAUGUGAAUUAACUGGUCCUCCUUUUUUUUUUCGAGUGAUACAUCUUGGAUCAUGAAAUAUCCUACUUUUCAUCAAAGAUGUUCAAGGGACACCAGGUGUUGGAGUUGCCCUUUUAGGGCAUCCAAGACCAUGGGACAAAGCAGGUGCUGAAGGAAUCUAUAUUAUGCACAUUUCUUUUUUUCUUUUCUUUUUUUUUUUUAAAAAAAGAGGUUUUUUGUGUUGAAGACUGUACAGAGAUACCUCCAUAAGGAAAAAAAAUCAGUGACUGUCUUUAACGGCCUUAUUUUAUUUGAACAAUUACAGGAGACAUUGAAACAUCAAUGACCUUACUCAGGAACAAAACUCAAGAUUCAACUAAUGGAUAAUUAAUUAUGUGAUACUCUGCAGGACCACUUUUCCAAAAUUGACAGAAUUUUUUUUAAAAAGGCAGUUGAAUUUCAUGAGAAGCCUUCUGAUUUCUUAGAAAGAUUUGAAGACUGAAUAGGGUGGUCUUUGUCUCCACAGCCUGCUUUCCCCCAUUUUGACAUUUUAAUCCAAUGAUCUGGCUUGUAUCUAAUAUUUCUUUCCAGGGUUUCAGGUAUACAAAAAUGUUUACAUAUUUGAAUUCACAUUUUUACAUCCAAGACGGGUUUUUAAACUUCCCAGUCAUGAGAAAAAUGUAUAUAUAAUGAGCUUGGAAAUUUGCCUUUUCUUAAAUUAUUACUCUUGGUGACACAGGCUGCUCAGCAGAGGACACUGUAGCAUGAAAUUUUACUGUUGCAAUGUAGUUUUCAUUCCAUGAAUUAGAAAAUGCAGUUUCUUAAGGAUACCAAAUCACUGAAUGGCUAAGGUAUGCUAAGGUGUUAUACUGUGUAGUUUUGAAUCCAUAAUGACUUCAAAUAAAGCACAUGAUGUAAAGUCA